CAAGCUCCUACAAGCCGCCUAUAAACAGCCUCCCGGGCCCACCCAGCCCGCCGGCCAUUGCUCAUUGGACUUAAAACCAGGAUUUUCCGAUAACAAAGCCCCUCGUCGCCACAAAACAUCCCACCAUCCGUCCAUUCGCAUUUAAAUCCACAUCGUCCAUCCGUCAUCCAACCAACCAACCGACCAACACACCAACAUCACAACGAGACUCUUCCCAUUCAUCCGCACACACUGCGCCCCCUCUCAACCCGUACACCGCAGAAAACAACCAGAAUCUCUAUUGCAAAGCGUCGCGCUCGACAGCGAGUGGCCUUGUCAACAUGCCUAAGAAUAAGGGAAAGGGAGGAAAGAAUCGAAGAAGGGGUAAGAACGAGAGCGACAAGGAGAAGCGAGAACUUGUCUUCAAGGAGGAGGGCCAAGAGUAUGCCCAGGUAGUCAAGAUGCUUGGUAGCGGCCGCCUCUCAUGCUCUUGCUUCGACGGGCAGACGCGUCUUGCCCACAUUCGUGGCAAGCUACGCAAGAAGGUCUGGAUCAAUAACGGCGACAUCAUACUACUCUCGCUCCGUGACUACCAAGACGACAAGGGCGAUGUUCUCAUCAAAUACACAGCUGACGAAGCCCGAACACUGAAAUCCUACGGUGAACUUCCGGAGAGCGCUAGAAUCAAUGAGACCGAUACUUACGGUCCCGGCGACGAGGGCGAAUGCAACUUCGAUUUCGCCGACGACCGGGAAUCCGACGACGACGAAUCGGACUCUGGCAACAACAAGGAGAUUGAGAUCGAUGACAUCUAAACCAGCCGCCAACUUCUUCCCCUUUACGCUACUACUUGCAUACCUUGUGGGCCUGAGAGCAUAAUUUAUCAUCAACAAUGGGGGUUCAAGCUGGGGGGGAAAGUGCCCAUUUGGGGGCGGGUUUACAAGUACUGUCCGUCUAUCUCAUCAGUACUCGCCAGCUCAUCCCCUCCAUCACGGCCACGAAAUAUGCGAUAAGGCGGCCAUAACGGCAGAAAGUAUUACGAGUAACGAGGGGGCUACCAUCCCUCUGAAACCGAGGAAUUAUUUCUAUCACAAGAUUCCUCGGUUGGGAUACCCUGGGAGCCUUCGAGCCUGUCUUCUCUCUCUAACCCACGCAACGGUCGUUCGUGUGGGUUCCCCGACAGCAACUUAGACGGUGUAGGCGUUUGAUAGGAGCCGCUUCUACGCUUGUAAUUUGGAAGGAUAUCGAGUCCAUGGCGGGAGAGACGUCAUUCAACUCGUCGCGAGGGUUUUCGUUUUCAUCAUCGUCUUUUCUUUUUCUCUGCAUAACUCUGUCGAACUUUCCGUAUCCUAGGUUGUCGUUAGUCAUGAAUAUGGAAAUGCAUUCUCUCAGUA
Messenger RNA from Xylaria bambusicola, 1373 nucleotides. RefSeq lists its product as uncharacterized. Gene Ontology annotation, biological process: translational initiation. The record is from RefSeq and is a predicted model, not a curated record. Gene Ontology annotation, cellular component: cytoplasm. NCBI's taxonomy places the organism in Eukaryota, Fungi, Ascomycota, Sordariomycetes, Xylariales, Xylariaceae. Gene Ontology annotation, molecular function: RNA binding; translation initiation factor activity. Bases 321 to 794 code for a protein of 157 amino acids. The transcript is spliced from 5 exons.